This is a messenger RNA of Mustela lutreola (European mink), 3303 nucleotides long. RefSeq names its product non-SMC condensin I complex subunit G (gene NCAPG). Lineage: Eukaryota; Metazoa; Chordata; Mammalia; Carnivora; Mustelidae. Gene Ontology annotation, biological process: mitotic chromosome condensation. The record is from RefSeq and is a predicted model, not a curated record. Gene Ontology annotation, cellular component: condensin complex; condensed chromosome; cytoplasm. The transcript is spliced from 21 exons. Bases 162 to 3206 code for a protein of 1014 amino acids.
UCCCGCGGGAGUUAUUUGAAUGCUCAGGCGGUAACUCCACCCUGGGUGCUCAGCCGCGGGCCGAACCCGGACCUGAGGCGAUUUUGUAUCCUUGACCUGCGCUCUGUAGGGCUCCUGCAGCCCGCAGCAGACGAGGCUCGUCCCGGCCGGGUCCCGCUGCCAUGGGGGCGGAGAAGAAGCUGCUGCCGGUUAAGGAGGCCUUUCAGCUGGCGCAGCAGCCGCACCAGAACCAGGCGAAGCUAGUGGUGGCGCUGAGCCGCACCUACCGCACGGUGGAUGUUAAAACAGUUUUUCAUGAGGAGUUUGUUCAUUAUCUUAAAUAUGCUAUGGUGGUCUAUAAACGUGAACCAGCCGUGGAAAGAGUAAUAGACUUUGCAGCCAAGUUUGUUACUUCAUUUCACCAGUCAGAUACGGAAGAUGAUGAGGAAGAGGAAGAUGGUGGCAUUUUAAAUUAUUUGUUUACCUUUCUUUUAAAGUCUCAUGAAGCAAACAGCAAUGCAGUUAGGUUUAGAGUGUGCCAGCUCAUAAACAAGCUGUUGGGAAGUAUGCCAGAAAAUGCCCAGAUUGAUGAUGAUUUGUUUGAUAAAAUUAAUGAAGCCAUGCUUAUUAGAUUGAAAGAUAAAAUUCCAAAUGUGAGGAUACAGGCAGUUCUGGCCCUUUCACGACUUCAGGAUCCCAAAGAUGAUGAAUGUCCUGUUGUUAAUGCAUAUGUUACUUUGAUUGAAAAUGAUUCAAAUCCAGAAGUUAGGCGUGCUGUGUUAUCAUGUAUUGCACCAUCAGCAAAGACUUUGGCAAAAAUUGUGGAGCGUACCAAGGAUGUAAAGGAGGCUGUCAGAAAGCUGGCUUAUCAGGUUUUAGCUGAAAAGGUUCAUAUGAGAGCUAUGUCCAUUGCUCAGAGAGUAAUGCUCCUUCAACAAGGUCUUAAUGACAGAUCAGAUGCUGUGAAACAAGCAGUGCAGAAGCAUCUUCUCCAAGGCUGGCUACGUUUCACUGAAGGAAAUAUAUUAGAGUUACUUCAUCGGUUAGAUGUGGAAAAUUCGUCUGAAGUGGCAGUCUCUGUUCUUAAUGCCUUAUUUUCAGUGACUCCUCUUAAUGAACUGGCAGAAAUCUGUAAAAAUAACGAUGGCAGGAAACUGAUUCCAACAGAAACGUUGACUCCUGAAAAUGCUUUGUAUUGGCGUGUUCUUUGUGAAUACAUGAAAUCGAAAGGAGAUGAGGGUGAAGAAUUUUUGGAGCAGAUUCUGCCAGAGCCCAUAGUAUAUGCAGAGUAUUUACUAAGUUAUAUUCAGAGUAUCCCAGUUGUGGAAGAUGAAAAGAAAAAUGAUUUUUCCUAUAUUGGAAAUUUGAUGUCAAAAGAAUUUAUAGGUCAACAGUUGAUUCUAAUUAUCAAGUCUUUGGAUACAAGUGAAGAAGGAGGAAGGAAAGGACUACUGGCUAUUUUACAGGAGAUUCUUACGCUACCCACAACCCCGGUAUCCCUACUUUCUUUUCUUGUUGAGAGAUUGCUCUGCAUCAUUACAGAUGAUAAUAAGAGAACACAAAUUGUUACAGAAAUUAUCUCAGAGAUUCGGGCGCCUAUUGUUACUGUUGGUGCUGAUGAUCCAGCUGAUGCAAGAAAGAAAGAACUCAAGAUGGCAGAAAUAAAAGUUAAGCUUAUUGAGGCAAAAGAAGCUUUGGAAAAUUGCAUUAACUUACAGGACUUUAAUCGAGCAUCAGAAUUAAAAGAAGAAAUAAAAGCAUUAGAAGAUGCCAGAAUAAACCUAUUGAAAGAGACAGAGCAACUUGAAAUAAAAGAAGUCCAUAUAGAGAAGAAUGAUGUUGAAACACUACAGAAGUGUCUUAUUUUGUGCUAUGAACUGUUGAAGCAGAUGUCCACUUCAACAGGAAUAGGUGCAACCAUGAAUGGCAUCAUUGAAUCUUUGAUUCUUCCUGGAAUAGUAAGUGUUCAUCCUGUAAUAAGAAAUCUGGCUGUUUUAUGCUUGGGAUGCUGUGGACUACAGAAUCAGGAUUUUGCAAGUAAACACUUCGUAUUACUGUUGCAGGUUUUGCAAAUUGAUGAUGUGACGAUAAAAAUAAGUGCUUUAAAAGCAAUCUUCGACCAACUGAUGAUGUUUGGGAUUGAGACAUUUAAAACUAAAAACAAAGCCCUUCAAGGUGAAAAUGCAGAAAUAAACACUGAUGGAGACCAAGAUAUCAAAGAUGCUAAAGAAGAGACUGCUACAGCCAAGAAUGUUCUGAAACUCCUUUCUGAUUUCUUAGAUAGUGAGGUGUCUGAACUCAGGACAGGAGCUGCAGAAGGUCUAGCCAAACUGAUGUUCUCAGGGCUCUUGGUCAGCAGCAGGAUUCUUUCUCGUCUUGUCUUGUUAUGGUACAAUCCUGUGACUGAAGAGGAUGUUCGACUUCGACAUUGCCUAGGCGUGUUCUUCCCCAUGUUUGCUUAUGCGAGCAGGACUAAUCAGGAAUGUUUUGAAGAAGCCUUUCUUCCAACUCUGCAAACACUGGCCAGUGCUCCUGCAUCUUCUCCUUUAGCUGAAGUAGAUAUCACUAAUGUUGCUGAGUUACUUGUAGAUUUGACAAGACCAAGUGGAUUAAAUCUUCAGGCCAAGAAUUCACAAGAUUAUCAGGCCUUAUCAGUUCAUGACAAUCUGGCUAUAAAAAUUUGCAAUGAGAUCUUAACAUGUCCAUGUUCACCAGAAAUUCGGGUCUAUACGAAAGCCUUGGGUUCUUUAGAACUCAGUAGCAACCUUGCUCAAGAUCUUUUGGUUUUAUUGAAUGAAAUUCUGGAGCAAGUAAAAGAUAGGACGUGUCUGAGAGCUCUGGAGAAAAUCAAGAUUCAGUUAGAAAAAGGAAAUAAAGAAUGUGAUGACCAAGUGAUAGAGGCACAGGAUGCCAACAUGGCUAUGACUGCUUUUCAAAUUGAAGAUGAAAAAAGUAAAGAAGCAUAUAAAACUCCUCUCAGGGAUGUAAAAGCAACCCGAGCAUCAAAAUCCACUCAGCAAAAGACCAACAGAGGACGGAGAAAAGUGACAGCUUCAGCUAGGAUGAACAAGAGGCGUCAGACUGUGGAGGUUGACUCUGAAAGUGAUCCUGAAAUUCCAGAGCCAGAAUCAGAAAUGAAGAUGAGAUUGCCAAGACGAGCCAAAACAGCAGCACUAGAAAAAAGUAAACUUAACCUUGCACAGUUUCUCAAUGAAGAUAUAAGUUAGAAGAGAUGAUGGAGGUGAAGUCCUUUUAACCAUGUCCUUUAAAAUUAUGUUCAGUUCUCUGCUUUAAUAAAGUUACGCUUGUAUCAAAAUUAGAAAA